GAGGCAGAGGACGUUGUGAACAGGCCAGGAGAGGCUUUCAGUUAAAUCCCUCUCUGGGAGCCAGCUUCCCCAUGAGAUUUGGGCGGCGUGCUUGGUCCACAAGUGUUAUAGGACAGCACCUGCCACAGGGCCAUGGAGAAAGUGGCAAGAAUUCAAGCGUGAUUGAAAAAACAAAUGGGGGAAAUCCAAACAAAAGCCCUCCUCAGUCAGCCUGAGAGCUGGUUAUGUAGAAUCAGGGGGCAGGAGGCGGCGGCCGUCUGAGGGCAGAGAGCACUUCUUGAAUUAAGCGCGUUGAGUGGACAAGUCAGCCAGUAUCUGGGUGGGGAGGCAUGUGCGGCCCCUGCCCCCUGGGUCUGAGGGAUGCAGUGUGUCCGGGAGGCUGCAGAGAUGCAGGUGGGGGGCUCAGCAUCUCUCCCGGCCCCACCCACAAGCCUGAGACAGAGGACAGGGAGGCCGCUGGACAGGGAGGCCCCGGCCCUGCCUCCCCACGGGGGAGCAAGUCAAGUGUGCAAUUCUUGGGACCAGCCCCCCAAAGGCCACGCCCAGAGGUGCAGGUUCCUGGAUUCAGGGGCCCCAGGCUACCCUCCCAGGGUCCUGCCCAGUCCCCCCAGAAACUCUCCCUCAACCCACUGCCCCAGCCCUCACCCAGAUGGAACAGAAGCAGAGGCACCCAGAAGCCUGGGGGCAGGAGGGGCUUGGACGAGGACCCGCCUUGGUCAGGAGAGUCCGUGUCGGGGGUCCCCACGUGCACAGAGGGGUCUUUCUUACCUUUUUCUAAAUUGGGUAUAGUUGCUUUGUAGCGUGUUAGUUUCUGCCGUACAACAGAAUCAGCUAUGCGAGUGUGCUCACAGAUGUCCGACUCUGACUCCAUGGACUAGAGCCCGCUCCUCUGUCGGUGGAAUUUUCCAGGCAAGGAUCGCCUCCUGCACCUCCCCCCACCCACACUGCACGGAGCGCCUCGGAGCACCGAGCUGGGCCCCCCGCGUGUACGGCAGCUUCCCCCAGCUUUCUGCUUCACAGGCGGUCGUCCUGUGUGUCGAUCCGUCUCCUGACUCUUCCCACGCCCCCUUCCCCUCCUGUCUCUCCCUUCCCCCUCCCUCUCCAGCCCGGCGUCCACAUGUUGUUCUGGACACCUGGGUCUUUCUUACUCUGCUUGAAGCUGGCGUUCAGGAGCAGGGGUUUGCGGGCCGGGUGGGGGCUGGGAACCGUGUUCACCCUCCGGGGGGUGGCUCCCAGCCUGCAGCUUAAAUGGGAUCAGAGGGGGCCUACGGCAGCAGGGGGCCUGUGGGGCCACAGUGGGCCGCCCAGGUCCAGAGCAGCCCCGCUGGGCUGCGGGGGCUCGGAUUGGCCGCUCCCCCCACCCCCCCCGAGGCCUGAGCUCUGUCCCGUCCCUGCUCCAGGUUGCAACCCCUCAGCUACACUCAGUCAGACGUGCCCUGUGGUCACUGUCGUCCUGGGGGAGCCUGGGAGGCCGUGGUGGACACGCUGUGCCUGGCUCCCUUGCACCAUCUAGAGGAGACCCUGAGAAAAGCAAGAGCAGCCUCCUACGGCAGAGGCGACCAGUCCCGCCUGGGAAGCACCUGCAUUCACGAUCAGAGUCCAAGGCCUCAGAACCAGCAACCUGCAAUUCCGGCCCAAUGGGCCCGUCGGCCUGGUGCUGCCCAAAUGCCUCAUCCUGGAAGGUCUCCUGGCCUCCAGCCUGGGUGACUUCAGCGUGCUCUCCCACACCCCCUCCCACUGCAGAUCUGAGGUCGGGUCCACUUCCCACCAGACGGGGCCGUGUGAGGACUAGGGGUGCGGCCCAGCACCCCAGCAGCUCCGCCCGCUCAGCCCCUUCUCAGCGGCCCAGCCACCCCCCACCCUGAACUCCCACUUCCGCAGGAGCGCCUGCCUCCCAGCCCCGAGCCCAGGCCUUUCCGACCCAAGCCCGAGCCCACGCAGACCCCAUGGCCGGGCUCAAGAGUUCCCACUCCCCUGUGCAUGGCCCCCCGUGGUCUCGCUUCCUGGGAUUCAGGCCUGGCGAGCCCCCUCCCGAGAGGAGUCCAGAUUGGUGAGGCUGAGAGGACCCUGGAGGGGAAGACGGUCACCGCCACAGCGGAGCGACAGGGCACGGCGGGUCCUCUCUCCACCUUUGCAGAGGGGGACGGCUUCUGUCUCUGAGAUUUUCAAUUUUCAACCUUUUUGUCCUUUAUGAACCUUCUGUAACACAACUUUUAAUUACAAAAUACAAAAGUGUGUAAGGGCAGAGGUCACACGAAGUCCCGUCUUCCUCCUGUUCUCUGGGGUCGUCUGUGCCACGUCUGUGUCGGACGUGCUGGGUGAGGGCUGCUGGGGCUCAGGGCUGCCCUCCUGCCCAGCUGGUGCCCCGUCUUCACACAGGCCCCCUGUGCUCAGGCAUGUGAGCGCCCGCAGGCCGCCCCUGACCCUGGAACUGCAGCCGCAUCCUCCCCUGAAGGGCCUAGGUCCCACACGGGUGACCUGACUCAGGUGAGCUGGUCACCCUCCCGGCCUGUGGAGGGGACUGCACGGUCGGCCUGGCUCAUGGGGUUGCUGUUCUCAGCGGUGUCUUGAGGACGUUUCCGGCUGACAGACCGGAGAAGCCGUUCUUCCCACUGCCAGGCCCCAAAUAAUGACCCAAAUAAUAAGUCAUUUUCAGAAGGAAGCCAAGCAAGGUUCAGACACCUAAGGAACCAAAACACGUUGGGAAGGUUUUCUAACCAAUCAGCCUUCAUGUUUGAUUCAAUUAAACAAGUGACCAGAUUGAAGUGCCUCUCCCACCAUCCACUCUCUUAUGCAACAGAAGCUCGUCCCGAGACCUGUCUCUGAACUGGCCACACCCUGGGGACGAGGCCCUGGCUGGCUGGCCCUCCCCGGGCCGACACUGAUGGGUUCCGGCGGGCACUGGGCCAGUCUGCACCCCUAGACCGGCCCCUGCAUCCUCUCCUCCCCUCCCAGGUGCAGCGAGGCCCACAGGAGAGCCGGCUGCACUCCUGCGGCUUCAGCAACUCUCCACCCCGGCCCACCUACGGCAGGCACAGGCUUUCAGGACUGCUCUCCUCUGAUGGGCCUGGUCCCCUGGGUUUCAGUUGUUGCCCUGAAACCUUAGCUCUCUGACAAAUUCAAGAAAAGUCAUGACUGUGCAGAUCGCUGGUUUUCUCACUGUGAGGGGGAGGGUUCUGCUCAUUUCACUCUGUCGGGGGGCUUCCGGACCAGCCACAGGACCUCGGCACCGUGGUGGUGCCUGGCGUGUGGCUGGACCACAGCUUGCCCGAUGCCUCCCUGCUGAUGGACAUCCAGGCUGAUUCCAAUUUGGGGAAAAGAGGAAUGAAAUCAUUCUGAACACGUCACAAGUGCUUGCAUAAAGUUCUGUCUUCACUUGGGAUAAACACCCAUGAGUGCAACUGCUGGGUCACAUGGUAGCUGCACGUUUAGUUUUUAAAGAAACAACCAAAAUGUUUUCCUGAGGGGCUGUACCGUCUGAUGUUCCCAUAUCCCAGCAUUUCUCAGUUUGACACCUGGUAGAGAGGAUGCUGCGGAGCCCCUGACUGUGUCUGAGCCCGAGUGCACCUCAGAUCCCACUGCAGGAGUCGGAGCCAGGAGGGAGCUGGCACGGCGCCCCUGGGUCCUGGGCGCCCACAUCAGCAGGCCGGCCACCACCCCCCGCUGGGGCAACAGGCUGGACGGAGCACAGAUCAUUUCAGAGCUGUAGGUGCAGCUCUGAAGGUAGAAUCUUCUGGAAGAAGACUAUUCAGGUGUCCUGGCCUUGGGCAGACGCACUUACAGGGCUCAUGGCCAGAAUUUUGCAGACUGUUCGUGGACAUGCCUUUUGCUGGCGCCCACCGGUGACCCCCAGAAGGACCAGUGAAGCAGAGGCUUGGCUGAUGAGGAAGUUACAGAGCAGGGGGCCACUGGGCUCAGAGCUCCACAAAGGGCCCCCCCAAGGAGGAUACGAGGGAGACAGCACAGCGGGGACAGAGCGUGCCAGGGUGGGUUGGACCCUGUGUCCAGCUCUGAUCCAGGGUCCCGGCGGCACACACCUUGGCCACCAUUGCACUGGGGCUGAAGGUAGCUGGGCAGAGCCUGGUGGGGAAGGGGCUACGCCCCCGCCCUCUCUGUGGUCGGGCUCCUGGCAGCUCCGGAGUGCGCUCUGGGGAGCCAGAAGCCAGGGAAGAACCUCUGAGUCUUGGGGUGCUCGCAGGCUUGGGGGACCCAGGGAGCUCCGCCCUUAAGUCUGGGGCAGCGCAAAGAGCACGAGGCAUAGUCGGCGGGAGCGGGAGGGGGUGGCCCCCCCACCCCACCCCCUCCGCCCGUCGGACCACCCAGCGCGUGGCUCCCUCCUCCCCCCGCCGAUCAGGGGGUCACCGCGAGCCUGCUCUCCGCUCCCCUCGGCCGCUUUACCGGCAACAGGGGCCUCCCCCGCUCCGGGAUUGGAUGCGAGAGGACGGGUGGGGGCGGGCGGGGGGACCCGGGGAGCCCAGGUUCCCCGCUCGGGCGGAGAGCAGCCGGCAGCGCAGACGCCGCUGGUCCGCACAGGGGAGAACCUCCGCGCAGUCCUGGAGCGCGCCGGCGGGCGGCGCGGAGGAGGCGGCAGCAUUGGCGACCCGCAGGCGGCAGGCGCACCGCGAUGUUUGACAGCUCGCAGUAUCCCUACAAUUGUUUCAAUUACGACGCCGACGACUACCCGACGGGCAGCUCGGACGAGGAGAAGCGGCUCACGCGGCCAGCGUACAGCUACAUCGCACUGAUCGCCAUGGCCAUUCAGCAGAGCCCGACGGGCAGGGUGACCCUGUCCGGCAUCUACGACUUCAUCAUGCGCCGGUUCCCGUACUACCGCGCCAACCAGCGCGCCUGGCAGAACUCCAUCCGCCACAACCUGUCCCUCAACAGCUGCUUCGUCAAGGUGCCGCGGACCGACGGCCACGAGAAGGGCAAGGGCAACUAUUGGACCUUCGCCGGCGGCUGCGAGUCGCUGCUGGACCUUUUUGAGAACGGCAACUUCCGCCGGCGGCGGCGCCGGCGCGGCCCCAAGGGCGAGGAGGCGAGAGGGGCACGCGGGAGAGAUGCGGGGGCGCCCCCGGGGCCCCCUGAGCCCCCAGGCCCCCGCCGCGAGCCCCCGACCCCGGCCAGCCCUGAAGUCCUGAGGAGGGACGCGCACAGGGACAUCAAGUUCAGCAUUGACUACAUCCUCUCCGCCCCUGACCCCUUUCCCCGGGGCAGGUCACCCCACAUGCACCCCCCGCUGGAGGGCCGCCAGGUGAACCUCCAGCUUUGGACCAUGUGAGAGGGGCUGAGGUGCUCCGCGUCCAGGGCUGGCACCGGUCAGUCUGGAGUGUUCGCGGUGAUUUCAGUCCACCUGAAGCAAAGAAGUGCGGUUCUGCCAUGCUCCACAAAGUUCACAGACUCAGGCUCAACGCUGAAACCAGCCUGGGUUGGAGGGAAAGACGUGAUGGGCUGAAAGGCGCUCAUUUCCCUGUUGCCCCAUUACCCCUUCAGAGCCUGAGGACUUAAGGGUUUGCUCUUGACUCACCCGCGGAUCCUGCCUGAGGGCUAAGCGCUCAAGGUCAGGGUCACGUUCACUUAGGGUCAAGGUCACUUCCUAGACUGCUGCGGGGAGCUGAGUGUGGGGUGGAGUUGGUGAGCGUUUUCUCUCACUGAAAACAAUAAAAGCAAAGUGCAGAAG
Molecule: messenger RNA, 5680 nt
Organism: Bubalus bubalis (water buffalo)
Lineage: Eukaryota; Metazoa; Chordata; Mammalia; Artiodactyla; Bovidae
Gene: FOXL3
Product: forkhead box L3
Exons: 5
Coding region: 4625-5281 (218 amino acids)
Biological process (GO): anatomical structure morphogenesis; regulation of transcription by RNA polymerase II; cell differentiation
Molecular function (GO): DNA-binding transcription factor activity, RNA polymerase II-specific; RNA polymerase II cis-regulatory region sequence-specific DNA binding
Source: RefSeq, a predicted model, not a curated record